Episyrphus balteatus (marmalade hoverfly) is the source of this 1792-nucleotide messenger RNA. Its product is annotated as serine protease 44. The transcript has 6 exons. Gene Ontology annotation, biological process: proteolysis. The record is from RefSeq and is a predicted model, not a curated record. Lineage: Eukaryota; Metazoa; Arthropoda; Insecta; Diptera; Syrphidae. Bases 54 to 1664 code for a protein of 536 amino acids. Gene Ontology annotation, molecular function: serine-type endopeptidase activity.
AAAACUUCGAUAAAAUUUUAUUUAUGAACAAAAGAUACAACUGAACAUACGAAAUGGAUAAUUUCAAAAAAUGGUUAAGUUUUGUGAUAAUUCUGACUUUUAUCCUGGAUUUGGGAUAUUGUUUGAAAAACACUACUACUCGAUCGAUGGAGGACGAUGAUGACACAGUUGUUGUAGAAGCUCUUGCCUCUCCUGAUGCGAGUUUCCGGCAAGGUCGUCAAUUUCCAAACUUUCGCAUGCUCUACGAAUACCAACCAUUUCGUCAAGGAAGCACGUGUAUAAGUACCACAGGAGAAUUUGGACUAUGUGUCAAAUUUGACAGCUGUAGUCGAAACACCAGAACCAUCAAUUUCCUACUCCGACAAUCACCGGAGCUUACCAAUCCUUGGUUUUUACAAGGCGAAGCUAUUUGUAGUUUCUUUGACAACUAUGGUCGCCAGGUAACAGGUAUCUGUUGUACUUCACCGAAUCAGGGAAUAAAUCCCAACCGCGAACAGGAUAGUAGUGAGGUGGAAAUUUCUGACAAAAAGGACGAAGAUAACAAUAUCAAUUAUGAUGGCGAAGAAAUCCAACCGUACCAAUUCAAUUGGCCACCUCGACCAGCAUUUCCAUCGGCUGUACCAGCCCAAUGGCCUCCACCAUUGCCAACUCAUGGACCGUCGAUAAGUCAAUGGCCACCACCAGUGCCCACACAUCCACCCAACCAUCAUUAUCCAACUCAUCCACCUCAUCCCGGUUUGCCCUCGAAGCCUCCAGGAACGGCUACAUCAUCUCGUCCCCCAACUUAUCCGUCAUACCGACCAACUCAGAGACCCACACAAAAACCAUCGUACCCAUCUUAUCCUUCAACCACGACUUCAAGACCUCCAAGUACAACCGGUGGGCCCGAGACAUCAUCAAGUGCUAAAUGUGGAGCUAAAAAUGGGGUCUCAGCGGAUCAGGAACGUAUUGUGGGAGGUCAGAACUCCAGUCCGAAUGAAUGGCCUUGGGUAGUUGUGCUCUUCAACAAGGGUAAGCAGUUUUGUGGAGGUUCAAUAAUUGACAAUGUACACGUUUUGACAGCUGCACAUUGUGUUGCAAGAAUGACCUCUUGGGAUGUCGCUGGCUUAACAGCUCAUUUGGGCGAUCACAAUAUUCGAACGAGUUUUGAAGUUCAACAUGUCGAAAGGAGAAUCAAAAGACUUGUAAGACAUAAGGGCUUUGAAUUUAGUACUUUGCAUAACGAUGUAGCUAUAUUGACUUUGGAUAAGCCGGUAUCAUUUACAAGAGAAAUUCGUCCAAUAUGUCUGCCAUAUGGAUCGUUCCGAAAGUCAUUUACAGGACAGGUGGCAACAGUUGCUGGUUGGGGAAGUUUAAGAGAAAAUGGACCUCAGCCAUCGGUAUUGCAAAAAGUCAGUAUUCCGAUUUGGUCGAAUAUUGAUUGUGCCCGUAAAUAUGGUAGAGCAGCUCCAGGAGGUAUAAUUGAAUCUAUGCUUUGUGCUGGUCAAGCUGCUAGAGAUUCAUGUAGUGGUGACUCUGGUGGUCCUUUGAUGAUCAAUGAGGGUGGUACUUGGACUCAAGUUGGUAUUGUAUCAUGGGGCAUUGGAUGUGGCAAGGGUCAAUAUCCAGGUGUCUAUACAAGAGUAUCAGCAUUUUUACCAUGGAUUUUGAAGAAUUUAAAAUAAAAAAUUUUACAGCGAAGAAUGAAAAUUUUGGACCACCAUUUUUUUAAACGAUAUGAAAAAGUGAAAAAGAAGUACCAGGCAAAUGCGAUCGAUAUUGUAAUGAGAUUAAUAAAAUAUAUUUAAGUAAA